This is a messenger RNA of Aegilops tauschii subsp. strangulata, 712 nucleotides long. Lineage: Eukaryota; Viridiplantae; Streptophyta; Magnoliopsida; Poales; Poaceae. The record is from RefSeq and is a predicted model, not a curated record.
CGAGCCAAAAGGACCGAGAGGCUCGCGCCAGGCGAGGCGUCGCCCAGAUUCCACAUCCGACGCAGAGCAGCGAUCCCCUUCCCCUCACGGUUGCAAAACGGCAUCGAUGCCGUGCGGAGUGUGCGGCUGCGCAUGCCGCACCGGCGGCGAGGCCCCCAAUGGGGAGCUGGAUGCGCCGCUGCCUGACAUUGAGACAGGAUCUGGCCAGGGCGCGGCGCCACUGGACGCCCAAGUAUCGCCGCUGAACAUCGCUAUUCAUCGGGUAUCAUUGUUCUUGGUGUGGGUGUAUUUGCUGGAUUUAAUGAGAAGAUUUGCGAUGAAACAUACCGACGGAGACAUAUGGUUUAGCACACUUGCUGUGCUUCUUAUGGCCUUACCGGUGACAGAGUACUUCUUAAUUACUGCCAUGUGUGAGCACAACCCAGAUGGUUUGAUGUGGAGGCUAUAUUGAUAUAGCGAAGCAUUCUCUAGCCCACACUUGAUACCAUCCCCUCAUGUUGGCUGACAUGUUUGGUACUGUUAUUGGCAUAUAGUACUUGUCAUGUGCUGUCCUACUUUGUGUCAUUUUUAGAGCUCUGAGGAAUACGUGUGAGCCUUAUAAACCCGAAACGAGAGAUGCCGUACUAUGUUGUUCCAAUGUUGUAUGUUGGUGUUGUUUUCCUAUCUAUGAAUACUACAUGCCUGUUAUAUAUAUAGCUGGGCAAUAAAUCAA